Messenger RNA from Stylonychia lemnae, 2694 nucleotides. The record is from the annotation of a GenBank genome assembly. Lineage: Eukaryota; Ciliophora; Spirotrichea; Sporadotrichida; Oxytrichidae.
AUGAUUAUUAAUCAUAAAGAUUCACUAUACUUUGAGAAUAAAGAAUUUUUAUAGAGGGAGGAUCAAUACUACCAACCAAAUGAUAAUGAAUGUACUUAUCAAUUAUUUCCAUAUCUGACUUAAAAUUAGAUCAAAAACUAUUUCAACCUAGAUCCUUACAUUCAAAAAAAUACUUCAACAGAAGGAUAGACUAAAGAAAAAUGGGAUUUCAGAGAAAGCUAUAGCAUGGGUGUUUUCUUUUCAACACCCUUUAUUUUCGGCAUUCCUGAGAGACUUGAUACCUUCAGAUUAAAGUCAACAGAUGGAAGAGGGCAACCAUAUAGGCUGGCAGCAUUAGAUAUCUUUCCCCAUGAUACAUAUGCUAGAGAAGCCACUUAUUCUAGCUUACCGUAUGUUCAAGGCCAUUCAGAAGAAUUUGAUGCUAACUUAAUCUGGAUGUCAACUGCGGAAUCAUUUGUUGAUAUUUAUGAUUUAAGCGAUGAGAUGACAUUUAAUGAAGGAAGAUUUGUAGAUUUUGUCACUGAAUCUGGCAGACUUGAGUUGUAUGCGUUCGGGAGUGCUACAUUAAACUCUCCAAAAAGAGUUUAGAAGAUAAUGGCUGAGUUGACAGGAUAUUAAUUUUUACCUCCAAUAUUUUCUUUGGGCUUUAAUUAUUGCAAAUGGGAACGAGCUACGUCAGCAUAAAGAAUCAUGGAAUGGAAUAAAAAAUUCAGUGAUAAUCACAUUCCAGUUGAUGUAUUAUGGAUGGAUAUACCUUAUACAGAAGAUGUCCGGUAUUUUGCAUUUUCUCAAUAUAAGUUCCCUGAUAAUUUGUUAGAAACUAUGAAGCAAGAGGUGCAUGAUAAAAAUAGAUAUUUUGUUGUUAUCACAGAUCCUCAUAUCUAAUAUAGAGGUACUUUUAGAGUUUAUAGAGAAGGUUUAAGCUUGCAUCAUACUCAUCAAGGUGAUGAUCUCGUAAGCAUCUUUGUGAGAUAAAGAGAUUAAAGCAUUAUGAAAGGUUUUUGCUGGCCCGGUGACAGUGCAUGGAUAGAUUUCUUUAAUAAAGGCGCUAGAGAGUUCUGGAGUAGUUUGUACAGUUUUGAUUAUUUUCAUGGAACUGAUGACACUUUCCAUAUUUGGCUUGAUAUGAAUGAACCAUCUGUAUUUAAUGGUCCAGAGAAUACUAUGCCUAAAGACGCAUUACAUUAAUUAUCAGAUGGACGGGUAGUACUUUCAAAAGAUGUAAAAAUGGCAUAUGGUAAAAUGAUGCUAGAGCCGACAUAUAAAGGACUUAAAUAAAGAAAUAUGACAGAACAAAAGAGACCAUUUAUUUUAACAAGAAGUACAUUUUUUGGUGGACAAAAGCAUGCAGCUAAAUGGACUGGAGAUAAUAAAGCUACAUUUGAUGAAUUGGCAGUCUCGAUAUCGUAGUUACUUAGCUUUGGCAUUACUGGAAUCUAAUUUAUUGGUGCAGAUGUUCCAGGAUUUUCUGGUUAACCUUCAGAGGAGCUCUAUGUAAUGUUUUAUUAACUUGGUAUUUUCUAUCCAUUCUUCAGAGAAGAGAACCUUAUCUUUAAAGAGAAAAGGUCAAGAAGUAUGUACGCAAAGCUAUUCACAUCAGAUAUGAUCUCAUUCAUUAUUUCUAAUACUGAAGGUAGUCCUAUUGUAAGACCUAUUUGGUAUGAAUUUCCUAAAGACAAAAGGAGCUUUGGAAUUAAUACCUAAUUCAUGUACGGAGAAUAAUUAAUGAUUGCUCCAAAAUUGAUUGGUGAAAAAAAGAGUGAUUUCUCAGGACCUAAGACUAAAAGUAGAUAUUAGGUUUAAACCUAUCUUCCUGAGGACAGUGAAUGGUAUUAUUGGUUUAAUAGGACUCAAAGAAUCACCGUCGAAAGUUAAUUACCAAAAUAUAUUGAAGAGGAUGAACAAGGAAUAUAUAUAAAAGCAGGAUCAAUUCUACCCAUCAAGCAGCAUGAAGGAAGAGAAAGUAUAAUGCAGGCGAUUAAUGAUAAUAUUACUCUUGAGAUUUAUACUGACCUCAAUUAGGAAGCAAAGGGAUUGCUCUACAUUGAUGAUGGCAUCACAUUCAGAAAUGAGGAAAGAAAUGAAAGACUCUAUAUUGAGUUCAGUUUUGAAAACGGGGAACUAUAUUAUGUUAAUAAACUUUAAGAUAGUGAGUAUGACAACUGCCAAAUUAAGAUAAGCAAUAUUCUAAUCUAUGGCUUACCUUUCAAUGCAAGUGACUUAAAUUACACUGCGGAAUCAGCUAAUUUCUCUCAAAAUGAAAGUACAGAAAGUGAAUACCCACAACUUAACCAAGAUAUUGAUCAAUAAAUCAAUAAAGAAUAAAGCAAUCCAGUCUAGAAAAAAAUCAAUGAAGCCAGAUUAAAUAUAAAUUAAGAUACUCUUAGUUCGAUUUCUUUGGAUGACAUCAGCACAUUAGCUACUUCUAUACUUGACAUGAUCGGUAAUUCCUCAACUUAAGAUUCAACAUCAACUUAAUAAGCAAGUUAGCAAAAUGAAGAUUCAAGUAGAAGUAGUACAGACAAUUUUAGAGAAUUCUAAGAUAAUGACAACAAGGCUGAGAAGAAAUAAAAUUAAAGAUACAGGGAAGAAUAGAUAGCACACAGAUACCUUGGUGCAAAAAUGUUCAUGACAGAUAUCAAAGUCAGAAACCUAAAACAAAAUACAAAAACAAGUAUUUUUUAUAUGAAAUGA